This is a messenger RNA of Thalassophryne amazonica, 1515 nucleotides long. RefSeq lists its product as uncharacterized. The transcript has 7 exons. Gene Ontology annotation, biological process: negative regulation of endopeptidase activity. The coding region runs from base 43 to 1362 and encodes 439 amino acids. The record is from RefSeq and is a predicted model, not a curated record. Gene Ontology annotation, molecular function: cysteine-type endopeptidase inhibitor activity. Gene Ontology annotation, cellular component: extracellular region. Lineage: Eukaryota; Metazoa; Chordata; Actinopteri; Batrachoidiformes; Batrachoididae.
CUUUAAAUCAUACCCAUCUCGACUCGCAUCUAAACUGCUUCAAUGAUGGACAAAUCCACUGGGACCUUCGUCCCGUUUCUGGCCUUGCUGGCCUUCCAGACACUGCACACGUUCGCUGAGGAUUUGGCACCAACGCACAUUGAAAUCGCUCCCGUUCCCUGUAACGACAAAGCCGUGGAGAAGCUCUCUCGUCUGGCUGUCACUUACAUCAAUGAGGAUCGCAUGGAUGGCUACAAGUUUGCCCUCAACCGCAUUUCGAAUGUGCACCUGCACGCUCAGGGUCCAGCGGGUAACGUGUAUUAUCUGGACCUGGAUGUACUGGAGACCAAGUGUCACAUAGGCAGUCCCAAAUCGUGGAAACGCUGUGAUGUCAGGCCAUUCAUGGAAACGCAAAUUUCAGGCAACUGCAAUACCACCAUUCUUCACACAGCUGAGGGAUACUCCUACCUGUACAGCUAUGACUGCAUGCUGGUCCCAGAUCCACCAGAGAAACUCCAGCAGACGUGUCCAACGUGUCCCCUCCUGCUUCCUGUGGACAGCCCAGAGGCUGUGAGCACCGCUCAGAUCACACUGGCAUCCUACAAGAGACAGUCCACCCUGGGUGCAGGACUCGGAGUGAAGAAGAUCACUCGAGCAGCAGCACAGGCAGUGCCAGUGAAGGUCAGCUUCGUGGAGUACACGAUCCAGGAGUGUCCAGAGGGACUGACGGAACAAGGCACCUGCAAGCGACUCACACUUGAGUCUGAUACAGAGACUGCAGGGUUUUGUGCAGGUUCUGUGCACGGUGACAUGCACCCCCAUCCUGAUGUUCAGGUGUCCUGUGAGAUGUUCAAAAGACAGGUACAGAAUGUUGACAUUCUCAGGCCAGUCCAGCCUCAAGGUCACGACCUCCCUGAACACCCUGCACCCCCAACUUUCCCACCUUGGACCACUGACCUAAAGAUCAAUCCACACCCUGCUCCGUCUGACCCAGCGCCACCUGCUGACCCAGCACCACCUGCUGACCCAGCACCACCUGCUGACCCUGUACCACCUGCUGACCCCUCACCAGUUAACCCUGACCUCUUUGACCCUUCUGUUGCAGUGGUUAAUCCGUCUAUCCCUCUCACCUCAUCCUCCAGUGAGUCUGCUGAAGGCACGGGUCUGCCAAACCAGCAGCAUCCAGCAUUGGAGGAUUCAUCUUCUGAAGAAGUCGGAGGUGUUGUCGCUCUGCGUCCACCCUUCAGCUUUCGCUACCAGAGGCAUGAGCGAAGGAGACGGCAGGCCACGCCCUCUUACAAACCCAUCUUCCUGUCAGAUUUUCCCUUUGGGCCCUCCCCUUUCCGCUCCUGUCCUGGCCCAGCCAGAUACACCACAGUUUAACUGUGCCGCCUUUCUUCAUGUCUGAUUUAGGUGGUGAGGAGGCUGGACUGAAAACUUUUAUGCUCCUUGGUGAACGUUAGUGUGGUGCUAAUCUCAGGAAUAUUGUAUCUAUUUUCACUAAAGCUGAAUUUACCUCCCUGCAGCCAACACAGC